AAACCCGCAGAACUGAGCACCGCUCAGCUGGGAAACCGCGCUUAGCGAAACCAGGCGCUUCUUAUGUUUAACCUGCAUCUGGAGUGAUUUUUCUGCAAAUCUGAGGGAGAAAGGAAAGUGUCGAGGAAGUCAAGUGGAUUUUUAAAUACCUCCUCCGCCCCAUGUGAGAGAGUGGCAAAGAAUACUGGAAUUUUAAACAAAAAGACCAUGGGAUCCUUUGGGGUGAUAAUAGGAAUUUUACAUUAUAUGGGACUCUACGUCCAAUUUAGUGUUUCCUCGAGACAAGGUGGACACGGUGGCGAGAUAGAGAACCGUAUCUCUGGAAACGCAUUUUUCACGGAGGUGCCCCAUGACAUCACGGCACAGAGUGGAGAGGACGUGGAGAUGGCCUGUUCUUUCCGGGGAGCAGGCUCACCCUCAUACUCCCUGGAAAUCCAGUGGUGGUACAUCAGGAACUACAAAGACUGGACAGACAACCAGGUCUGGAAUACCAAUCAGGUGGUACCCCAGGAACAGAUCUCAAAGGAUGCUACCAAAAUAAGUGUGGUGAAGGUAGCUGGGAGCAACAUCUCCCACAAGCUGCGGCUGUCCAAUGUGAAACCUGCUGAUGAAGGUACCUAUGAGUGCCGGGUCAUCGACUUCAGUGACGGUUCGUCCAGUCACCACCGGGUGCGUGCCUAUCUGCAGGUGGAGCCGGAACAUUCUGCUGUUCUGCACCACCAUCAACAGCCCAUGGUCCACUCCGGCAUCCAGAAAACACUGGACACCCAGCCAGCGCACAUUACCCACAAAGGAGCCCGGCAACUGAAGAAGCACUCUGAAGAAAAUCCUACUGGCUGCAGUGAUGGCUGCGUCCUGUAGGGCUGACCCCUCCCCAUGCCAAAGCAAAGACCGUUUUGUGUACAUUGUGUAACAUAAUGAGUAAAAAACUAGGAGUGCAUGUCUAAUAAGUUUAUAAGUAAGUUCGUUAGUCUAUGAGGUAUAGUUGACCAGCUUACCCUGGUCACCGUUGCUCUCUUAGCGCUAUUUGGUUGUUUCACAUUUAUCUUUUCUGGUUUGGAUAUGUGUGAAGAGGUCAGGUGACCCUCACCGUGUUGUGCGCUGCCUGUAUCCAGACGGGCCUGAUAAUUCUGUACAGUGCAUUGAGGAAGGCCUGUCAGUGCAGACAUUCUGUUUUCUAAGUGCUGUGUUUCUCAUUAGUACUGAACUAAAAAUAGACAUGUGAAUUUUAAGAAAUGGUAUUUUCAUGUUGACUUUUUAUGGACUCGGCUAUUAUUUAUGAAGCUUUGUGAAUGAUUGUUUGAAGGGUUUAUUUCCAUUCUUACGUUUUGCUUUGAUGUUUUGUAAGAUAUGAAUAAAAAUAUGGUAUAUUUUACAACUUAUUCUAGGAUGUUGAUCUCUAGGAUGUUGUAUGCCUUUAUCAAAUUAAAUAAAUUGUAAAUGAACUCAAA
Messenger RNA from Brienomyrus brachyistius, 1451 nucleotides. Its product is annotated as V-set and transmembrane domain-containing protein 2-like protein. The record is from RefSeq and is a predicted model, not a curated record. Bases 208 to 861 code for a protein of 217 amino acids. NCBI's taxonomy places the organism in Eukaryota, Metazoa, Chordata, Actinopteri, Osteoglossiformes, Mormyridae. The transcript is spliced from 4 exons.